GGGACAGUCGGUCGCAGACCGCGCUGGGUUGCCGCCGCCGCCGCCGCCGCUGCCGCCAUCGUGCCAGCCCCUCGGAGACCUAAAGGUCAGUGAAGGCUGAUGCUCAGUGGGCGAGAGGUCAUCGAGGUCAUUUCUGCUCCUCGAGGAGCCUGGCCUCACUCAGCCUGCGGACUGUUGGGGUGAAGCAGGAGAUGGCGUGGUCAGCGGUCCUCUUGGAAGAACUGUAGGAGAAGCCGUCACGAAGGUCUCAGUGAGGCCGGGUGACGCUCCAGAAUGGGAGACAAGCCAAUUUGGGAGCAGAUUGGAUCCAGCUUCAUUCAACAUUACUACCAGUUAUUUGAUAACGACAGAACCCAACUAGGCGCAAUUUAUAUUGACGCAUCAUGCCUUACGUGGGAAGGACAGCAAUUCCAGGGGAAAGCUGCCAUUGUGGAGAAGUUGUCUAGCCUUCCGUUCCAGAAAAUCCAGCACAGCAUCACGGCGCAGGACCAUCAGCCCACGCCAGAUAGCUGCAUCAUCAGCAUGGUUGUGGGCCAGCUCAAGGCUGAUGAAGACCCCAUCAUGGGGUUCCACCAGAUGUUCCUAUUAAAGAACAUCAACGAUGCUUGGGUUUGCACCAAUGACAUGUUCAGGCUUGCCCUGCACAACUUCGGCUGACCUCCUCCCAGCCAGGCACUCAUGCUGUUUCCUCCUCCCUCCUCUCCCCAAUAUUAUUCACACUCCUCCAGAUGCUCCAAAUAUCAUACACAAAUGAGCAGGGCCGCGGUGGGAGUGGGCGCAGUGCGCUGCUGCUACUGGGGUAUUGUGCAUGAUGUUUGGACGCUAGACUAGUUGCAUCUGACAGGAGAAGUUUGUGUUGUACCAGCGCAUGCCUUGGAAAGACUUAAGUAAUGCAAAAGGUUGUUUUUUUUGUUUUGUUUUUGUUUUUGUUUUUUAAUCUACUGACAAGUUGCUCUAGUAACCCAAAGAAGUGAAGGAGAAAGCAGCUGCCUCACCGCCCAGAUAUUGAUUUGUUCGGAUGUUUCAAUGCCUCAUGAUACAAUAAAACCACAAAAAUUUUCUUAACAGUUUAAA
Messenger RNA from Herpailurus yagouaroundi (jaguarundi), 1074 nucleotides. It is a transcript of the gene NUTF2, whose product is annotated as nuclear transport factor 2. The record is from RefSeq and is a predicted model, not a curated record. The transcript is spliced from 6 exons. The coding region runs from base 274 to 657 and encodes 127 amino acids. Gene Ontology annotation, biological process: nucleocytoplasmic transport. NCBI's taxonomy places the organism in Eukaryota, Metazoa, Chordata, Mammalia, Carnivora, Felidae.